CUUGAGAAAUGCGGAGGAAAAGAAAAUGCCGUGGCCAAAGAGGCGUAAGCAGAAAAAACGGAGAGCCAAACAGAAGAACCUAAAAGCCACAUCAUCUCGCUCCUCACCACCACCGCCAUCGCCGCCGUGGGUGGAGCUUCCUCUGGAAAUCACGGAAGACAUUUUGCAGCGGGUGGGAGUGAUAGAUAUACUGAACAAUGCUCAGAGAGUUUGUAGUACGUGGUGGAAGGUGUGCCAUGACCCCGCUAUGUGGCGAGUCAUUAACAUGAUAAAUGAUGUAAAUAGCGACUUGCGCUAUGACUUGGAUAAGAUUGAGAUGUGUAAGGUCGCCGUGGAUCGUAGCCAAGGCCAGUUACUCAAAAUUAACAUAGAGAAUAUUGGCGAAAUCGACUUGUUCAACCAUAUUGCUGAGAGAUCAAGUCAGCUCAGACAUAUUAGACUUGUUAGGUGUCAUUGUAUCUUAUUCGGAUGUUUGGCUGCAGCUGCUAAGAACUUCCCUCUGUUGGAGGAGUUGCAUCUAUACUUCUCUGUUAUUAGCCACAAUGAUAUGGAAGUUAUUGGUCAUUCUUGCCCUAUACUCAAGUCAUUUACAUCGAAUGCCUAUGGAUUUCUAGGAUUUAGUCCUCCGCGUUAUCUAUGUGAUGAUCAAGCUCUAGCUGUUGCCAGAAGUAUGCCUGAACUGCGGCACCUGAUGCUCUUUGGAAAUAUCUUGACAAAUGAAGGCCUGCAGGCCAUUCUUGAUGGCUGUCCACACCUUGAAUCGCUGGAUGUACGCCACUGUUAUAAUCUCAAUCUUGAAGGGGAUUUAGGAAGAAGAUGUAAACAACAGAUUGUCGAUCUAAAGCUCCCUCAUGAUUCCACUUAUGGUUAUCAAUUCGAUGCUGACAUAUUUGAUCAUUCAAUUCGUGGUGCUGACUACUCAGAUCAAAGUAGUGAUUAUUCUGUAUCUGAUGAUGACUUCCAUUGGUUAUCUGAUACCAGCGUUGGCCAUCAGGACCAUGAUGAUUAUAAUGACUACUACGACUAAAUCCAUUUAGCAGCAAGUAUCCGGACGAAAAUGUUGUCUUUUACGAAGGUCAUAUUCAAACCGAAAAUCACUGAUGAACAGGCGCGGUAUUUUGCAGGUUUUGGUUGCUUUUGCGUUAUCAUGACAUCCUUUUGCUACAGUAACAGGUAAGGAAAAUGAAAAGACUUGGUAUUGCAAAUUGCCAUGGCAUAGUAUGCGAAGGCUUGGUUGAAGUAGUUAAAAAGCUCCCAUUGUUAAAAAGUUUAGUCUGACACACACACACACAGCUAUCACAAUAGAAGGCAUUGAAGCUCUUGGCCACAGUUGAAGUCUUUUGAAUUGAAUAACAUAAUUUAUGAAGUAGAUGAAAGAAAUGAAGUUGGCCACAGCUCUAGCUAUUGCUGAAAACCUAUCAGCCUUGCACCACCUACAGUAUGACAAAUCAAGGCGUACAAGCUAUUUUGAUACUUGUCCUAAUCUUGUAUUCACUGGUCCUGCGGCGGUGCUUUAAUGUUAGCCACAACGAUGUCUUGAGUAGCAAAAUUUCUUGACAGAUUAAAGAUGUGAAGCUCUAAAAAGUUUAAUAUUAUUUGAGGCUUAAGGGGUUGUUUGGUGCAACAGUGGGAUAUCCCAUGGAAUUAGGGGUGUGCAUUCGAUUUAUCGAUUCGAUUUUGACCCUUAUCGAUAAUUAUUUA
Messenger RNA from Nicotiana attenuata, 1701 nucleotides. Its product is annotated as putative F-box/LRR-repeat protein 23. Bases 26 to 1027 code for a protein of 333 amino acids. Lineage: Eukaryota; Viridiplantae; Streptophyta; Magnoliopsida; Solanales; Solanaceae. The record is from RefSeq and is a predicted model, not a curated record. The transcript has 4 exons. Gene Ontology annotation, molecular function: protein binding.